Molecule: messenger RNA, 1596 nt
Organism: Colletotrichum phormii
Lineage: Eukaryota; Fungi; Ascomycota; Sordariomycetes; Glomerellales; Glomerellaceae
Product: benzoate 4-monooxygenase cytochrome P450
Exons: 3
Coding region: 1-1596 (531 amino acids)
Molecular function (GO): iron ion binding; monooxygenase activity; heme binding
Source: RefSeq, a predicted model, not a curated record
AUGGACUCUCCAAUAGACGCAUUAGACCCGAAUGAUAGCAGUCACACAUACACCGAAGUCGCCGGGCUCUUCCUCCAACAAUACUGGCCGAUCCUACUCCCUCUGGCCGUGUUAGUCAACGUCUUCCGCACCCGCUACCUCUCCCCGCUCCGUCGAUAUCCCGGGCCGUUCAUCGCCUCGACCACACGCUUGUGGAAAGUCGUGUCUACCGCAUCGCGUCGAACGCACCUCGAUCACAUAGCCCUCCAUAGGAAGUAUGGCUCUGUCGUGCGCAUUGCCCCAAACGAGGUAUCUAUCGCCUCGCCCGAGGCCGCGCGACAUGUCCUGAGCGCCGGCAAGCGGUUCUACAAGACGGCGUUCUACGGCGUCUUUCCACCGCUGGAGAAUCCAGACAUCUUCACGGAAGUCAAUGAGGAGGCUCACGCGAGGAAGAAGAAGGUCGCCAAUGUGCCGUAUAGCAUGGCAGCGAUGCAACAGCUGAGCCCUUUUAUUGACGACGCUAUCGAUCUGCUGGUCACUAAACUCGGCGGGUUCACGUCGCGGCCUAUGGAGUACAAGACCGACAAGUCCGUUGAUCUUGGGGCGUGGCUACACUACUUUGCCUUUGACGUGCUCGGUGAAGUGGCUUUCUCGCGAAGCUUCGGGUUUCUGGCUGAGGGCAGAGAUGUGGAGGAUGCCAUCGCCACUAUUGACCGCUCACAGGCGUAUAGUGGGAUUGUUGGUCAGGUGCCGUGGGUUGACUUUCUUUUGCGACGUAAUCCUCUCUGCAAACUCAUUCCAACGCUCAACACCAAGAAUGCGCCAAUCACUCGGAUUGCCUUGAGUGAGAUGGAGAGAAGACGCCCCUUUGACAAGGAGAGUGAAGGCAAGCUGAGGAAUGACGACGGGAGACAAGACCUCUUGGCGAGUCUGAUCAAGGGACAUUUGAAAGAUACUGAUCGAUUCACCGAGGGCAAUGUUUUUGCUGUUGCCCAUGGCGCCAUCUUUGCCGGAUCAGACUCGACAGCUUCAACCAUGCAAUCACUGUUCUGGCACGUCCUUUCGGCACCACAGAUCCACUCAAGACUGGUAGCGGAAAUCGAAGAUGCCGUCAAGUCCGGGGCAAUAUCCCCAACCAGCAACAUCUCCUGGAAAGAGGCACAAGAGAUGCCGUACUUCCAAGCAUGCCUGAAAGAGGCUAUGCGUGUUCGACCAGCAGUUGGACUCAACAUUGGUCGGGUAGUUCCACCAGAAGGAGCUGAAUUAGACGGCCAGUUCUUUCCUGGCGGGACGCAGGUGGCCGUCAACGGCUGGGUCUUGCAUCGCGAUAGGCGCACGUUUGGCGAAGACGCUGAUGAUUAUCGACCUGAGCGAUGGCUAGUGGAUGUUGAGGAAGCGAAGCGAAUGGAGCGUUACAUGUUCCAGUUCGGUGGUGGAAGCCAUGUCUGCAUCGGCCGGAAUCUGGCUCUGCUGGAAAUAAACAAGGUUGUGCCGCGUCUCUUUAGAGACUUCAAGUUUGAGCUGGCGCAUCCUGGCCGGCCAUUAAGAGCAAGUGCUACGUUCUUUGUGGUUCAAGAUGGCCUAGAGGUGUUGAUUGAGCGACGGGAACUGGCCUAG